GCUGUGAACACGCACGUCGAAGCUCUUUGUAAUAGCUGUACCACAGCGUUUACAACAGAAACACUAACACACAUAUAUACAUGUACUUGGGAGCCAGGCGUGAGUGAGUGUGCUGUGCUGGUUUAGUUUCGUUUCUUGCAAGUGCGUGCUUGGUUUGUUUUUACUACGACGAGAAAGAAAAUAAUUAUUGAUUGUUGUGACAAAAAUAUAUAGACAACAAUGCGUGCUAUACUACUGCUGUUGAGUAUUCUACUCGGUGUCGAUGCCAAGCUGUCAAUUGAUGCUAAGAUUCGCGAGGAUCCCGACUUGUCUGAGUUUUGGGUUCGACUGGAGAGCAACCCCAUCGCCAAUGCGACGCUGAUGCACAGGAGCGUGACGGUGUUCGCGCCCAUCAAUAAGGUUUUUCAGGAUAUCGUACCUUCCGGCAAAAAUGCCCAUGUCAAUUCCAACGAUAUCGACAAUUUAGUACUAUAUCACAUAUCGAACCAAGCACUGAAGACUGAGCAAUUCGGCCAGCUUCUGUCGUCGGAGUUGGAGGGUAAUCCACCACUGUGGGUGACGAAACGCGGCAGGCCAGGCUACGAGGAGGUGUUCAUCAACAACGCGCAGAUCGUCGAGGCCGAUUACGAAUCGAUCUCCGCGACCGGCUCCAAAAAGAAACAGGUGCUGCACAAGAUCAACGAGAUCCUCGAGCCCGUGCAGACGCGUGGAACCACCGAGCUGAUUUACAACCCCGAUGCCUUUCAAUUUCUCAAUCAGAGCGAGAACCUGGACCUCGGCUCGCAUCGCAUUCGCACCUUCCAUCAGCGAGUGAAGAUCACCCGUAAAGAGAAUGUUUUCAGCUCGGCCGACAAGUACACUUUCUUCAUACCUGUCGACGAAGGCUUCAAGAGACGAUUUUCGUUGCAGCCGUCGCCGCGAUCCAACAAGGUCGACUCGCAAGUUAUCGACGGUCACAUUAUACCACGUCACGUACUUUUCACAGCGCCGACCCCAAGCAAUCGACCAUACGAGACUCUUGCGUUCGGCGACAAUCUCAAGGUUACCAUUAGCUUCUCCACCGAGCGAACCAACAAAGGCACCGACAAGUACUACGUCAAGUCGGACACGUUGAUAGGAGACUCAACGCAUCCAACGGCAUCGGUGUUGGCUGAGAUUGUCAAGCCAAACAUUCCCGUGCGCAAUGGUGUUGUUCAUCUGAUUCAGAAUCCACUGAUGGUUGUCGACAAUACACUCGAGGAUUUUAUUCAGGACAAGGAGGACGGCCCACUGUACAAGUUCUACGAGGUGAUACGUGACCAAGGCGAUCAGUUCAUGGCGUCACUGUCGAAACUCACCAACGUCACGCUUUUCGCACCGCGCAAUGCUGCCUGGGACGAGCCUGGCGUCAAGAAGAUUCUACAAGACAAAGAGCGCAUCAAGGAUCUUCUGAAUCUUCAUUACACUAAGGAACUUUUGCCGCUCAAUGUCAUCGAACGCAAAACUAUACACAAGCCAGAAUGGUCUAAAAAAGCGCCUUAUGCGGUGAACUCUGCGCACGAGCGCGCAAGCUUGUAUUUCAACGCAGUGGAGAGCUCGCCGGGCAACAGCACAGUGACGGUGGAAGGUGGCGGCGUGAACGCGACCAUCAUCACGGCCAACAUCGGCGCGACAAACGGCAUCAUUCACAUCAUCGACAGAGUACUUGGAGUUCCUUACACCACCAUUCUCGACAAGCUCAAGAGCGAUCCGAAUCUCAACAUGACGUAUCAUUUGGGCAUGAAGCACAACUUCAACGAGCUCCUCGGUGACCUGAAGAAACGCUACACGUUUUUCGCGCCCUCGGACAAAGCCUGGCAAAAUUUACAGAUCCUGCAACCAUCGAUCUUCAAAAAGCUAUUCAUGGACGACUACGCAUAUCACGCAAGGCAGAUUUUAGAGAAACACCUAGCCGUGGACGAUGCAUUCAAGAUGAAGCAGUUAGUAGAGAUGAGCCAUCGAACGCAAGACUCGAACAUACGUUUGCGAGCUAUGAGGUCGACCAUCGACAUCAAAGUCAAAGAAACUUCCGAUGUCGACGACAAGGUCUUUGACGAAAACGCGAUUGUCCGUCCAAGCAACGGCGGUCAAAGCAAGCGUCUGAAUGCUUCCAGACCUCUGAAAGGUGCUGGCUACAUGAUCAACUGGAAGGAGAAGAAUAUCAAAGUAGUGAAGCCAGACGUGGGUUGCACCAACGGCGUGAUCCACGUGAUCUCGGACGUGAUGCUAAAGGAAAUGGACGUGUACGUGACGGGUAGCAACGGUGCCUCGAGUCCAGCCGUGCCGAAUCUUUUGAUGGUUCUCGUGGGCAAGUUACUGCUGGCGCUGCUGUUGCUACUGUAAACGGAGGAACAGGGGCUUUCCGAGCAGUCUCUCGAUGUGCCUAAAUUCGCGACGAUGCUUUGAUCCCAAAGGACGAUAGCCUAUUAUUUAUUAUUGUGCGUGCGUGAGUCUAAUGUACAAGUGUGCUAGGGAUAUUUCGAGAAAGAGAGAGAACGAACGAGCGAUGUAUAAUUGUAGCGGUUAUAGGCCUCUAAUCGCGUAUAUAUACUCAUCGUGCUAUUCGAAGGGCCGUUUGGGGGGUUUACUUAAAUGAAAGCGACUCGGCUCUUUGAAUCUUCUGGUGUGCUCGCGACCGUCUCUCUAAUCAAAAGAUACCUUGUGUUUUGCUUUCCUCUCUCGCUCUCUUUCUUUCGAGGAUAACAAUAUCGAUACCGUUCACUAAUGCAUAAUUUCGAAUUGUCAAAGUAUAUGAAUUAUCGAGUCUUGCUAACUGUAUUAUAAGUGUCGAGCUAUGUCUAUUUACCAAAGAUACUGCCAGUUAGACAUUGCGGGGAGAGCACGAAGCGCUCGAAAUGUUUUUCUUUCUCCUUUUGUUUACAAUGAAAUGUAACGAUCAAAAUAAUCACGGGGAGGUCCGAUCUUUCAUAUGUACGUGAAAAGAAAAGUAUUACGAUGUUGAGAUUGAUUGUGUACAAACAUUUCUGUAUAAUGUGUAGAAAGCUGAAUUCACGAGAUAUCUUUUCUUCAUUGUCUUUGACACCGUGCAUAGAUUUUGUUAAAUGAACGAUAAAAAUUACAAGUCGCUAAGGUGGAUCAUAGACAUUCUCUUUUUUACAGAGCUUUUUAUACAUACGUUCGAGAAACCAUGGAAAAUCGACAUCACACAACGCAUUGUUCACAUCUGCCAAGUAGAUUUUAUGCACGUUAAAUGGUUUAUGAAAUUAUAGCAAUUCACUUCGUCUAAUCGAUCUUGUUUUGUCAAGAUAAAAUUUAUAUCUAUACAGGUUUUUGGAUGCCGCGUGUAAAUACGUUGAAAUGGCAUGGUUGGUAUCGAUUUUCCGCAUCAAAUCGAAAUAAAUCCCCUCGAUUCCAUUAAAUUUGGCAAGGACAUAACAAAACAAAAAGCAUGCGUUAUUGUAAAAGUUACUGCUGCAGCGCAUCUCGUGUUCAUAUCCAACUUAUUGCCCGAUUUACGGUUAAAAAGUUAGUCAAAUUUUUCUUCUUGUUGGUUUGAAAGUGAUGCCGUUACUAGUUAUGGAAAAAUAUUGAUGAAAAACGCCGAAAGCCGAAGAAACCUUUUAUGUCUCGCGAGUAUAGACGAUAGCACGUGCAAUUGCGUUCAAUUGUCGAUACCUCUGAUAAAAUGAAAAAAUCUAAAAAUUUAACUAAGAGUCGAUGUUACGUAUUGAUAUCAAUAUAUACAAAUAUAAUAUAUGACAUUGAAGAGAUAUAUUGCUGAUUAUCUAUAGAGAAGAAAGUAAAUUAAUUUAAAAGUUGAAUGAAUUUUGAGAUUAAAAAAUAAUAAAUUUAAUGCUACCUUUGAAAAUUGAAUGGAACUUUACUCACUUCAAUAUUUUAUUGAAAUUUUAUUGUAUCAUCUGAUAUGAUUAUUGUUCUUUUACUACUUAAAGGGCAUUAAAAUAACUUAAUUUAGUUUAAUAACUGCAUUAAAAAAGAAGCAUAAAAUUGUAUGAAAAAGCCGAACAAAGAUUAAUAUUGAUUCUUGAAAGAAAGUCAAAAUAAUAACAAAAUUAUUAUCAGAUGAUAAAAACCCGUUGUUGCAACUAUUAAUAAAUAGUAUAACGAUAAAAGUAACUAUAAAACCUAUAUUUAAAACAUACAUUCAUCACUAGAGAAUAAAAUUUACUCUUUGUUCAUUACGGAAAAAAGAUGAGAGUUGAUAAAAAUAAUAAACUUCAUCUCUUUGUAUAGAUGUCUAAAUGUUCAAGUAUGGGAAAAAGUCUUCAAUUUUCAUCCAUUUCACUGUUAUUAAAAUCGUGCAUAAAAAUAAUCACAAUUGUGAUCUUAAAUAAACAUAAUAAGUACACACUAGGAAUUGGUGAUUAGUAAAUGCGUGUCCAUAGGGGAGUCAAGUUAAAAGCAAAGUAAAAUUUUACUUCACUUUGCUUUUGUCGUCAUCAUUAGUAGUUUACGAAAGAAAAGGAAAGUUACAUGCUCGAUAUCGUUAAGUUCAGCACAGGUUUGCAAUUCUUUAAUUAAAAAAUAAAAUCUAGGCACUCGUUUCCUGCUCGCUAUUCUACGCCAAAUAAAAUAAUAAUAUAAUGCAUUUACAGAAAAAAGAAGAAAAAAAAAUACAUACACACGGUAACUCGAAUGAGAAUAAAAUGAGUCAUAAACUUAGAUUAGAGGGUAUGAAAUAAACGUGUUAUCUCCUGAGAAACUUUUUGAAGGAGCUCGAAUCUAUUUCGAAAACCUAUGUAUAUAUAUAUUGUACACCAAGGAUUUUAUUGUAAAACUAUCACUCAGACGAUAACAAGUACUUUGCAUAUCCUUACUAACACAAUCGGCAGAUUUAACGUGACCUAAGAGAAAUGCGUAAAAGGGAAAACAGCCAAGUGAGAAUGUUUUUUAAUAUUGAAUAAUAAAUGACGACAAGACUCGUAAUUUACAAAUAAAUGAAUGAUCCACCCAUAGAAACCAAUGGCAAUGUUAUGAUCGAUUGCGACGAAUGGACUGACAGGAUAUUGAUGAUUUUUUUGAGUACACACUAAAUAAAAGUGAAUUCGUCAACUAAUAUGAAUCACAAUUUAAAUGUUAAAAGUCCAGUCAGUAUUAAGAAGUCACUUGACACUUUUCAAAUGCGAACUCUGGUGAGAUCUUAGAACAACAGAAGCCGAUGCCUGCGAGUAUAGUCCAUAAAUUAAAAAGGUCUCUUCUUUUGAAGGGCUACUCGGAGAAAAACGUUUCGAUAGCAUGGAAUUUUUAAGUAAGUUUUGCUAAUAAACAAAAAAGUGCGCGUCUUUUUGAUAGAAAAAAAAUUUUACGACAUAAAAAAAUAAGAUAAAAACAAUGCGUACGCUUGCGAGGAUACAUUAAAUUAAACUGACGUAUUUCCCCGAGCUUGUUGAGCGUUUCUUUAGAUGAUAACAUUGUAUUUGUAAUACACUUUACUUUUCAGUUUGCGUGAAAAUGCGAAGAAACAAAAAGAAACAAAUUCUAAACACCCUCGCUCAUUAUGUUUCUCAUUUCCUUAGGUUUAGUAUGAACAGCAAGUCAAUCUCCUCACGCCCAAUUCACUCGUUGGCAUUGGCAAAGAAAACUUUUUAGCGCUUUGCGUGCGACGCGAAUACGGUUUAUGUAAAUAACGUAUAAGUGAUAUACGAGCGAGUGUGAUGAUAAUGCAACGCAGAGGAUGGAACAUUUCUGUCAUCGUAAUCAUCGAUAAUUAUUCAUGGAAUAAAAUACAAAAAAAAAUAUACGUGGAAAUGGAAAAACUACCUGCAGUCACUAACGAUUAAUCGUAAAAAUAGAUAUACACGAAUUACUAUAAAUGUACGAGAAAAUCGUCGUGAUUAACUGUGAAGAGGGAUGAGUAAAGUGUUGCACUCAAGAAAAUUACUCUAAUGUUUUACUAAGUUUUACGAGGAAUGAUGAUUAUACUUUAGGGUUUCGAGAGAGCCAUUUUUUUUUGCUUAUGUAUCUUUCCUUUUUGCGAGUAUAAUAAAUAAGUAUGUCAUGUUCAAUUGACAAAAAAGAAUCUAUUUUUAUUUUAAAUAAUACAAGUCACUGCUAUAACGCUCUUCGAAAUUCUGAAUUGUCUCAUUCUUAAAUGAUUAUUUACUAUC
Molecule: messenger RNA, 6107 nt
Organism: Phymastichus coffea
Lineage: Eukaryota; Metazoa; Arthropoda; Insecta; Hymenoptera; Eulophidae
Gene: Fas1
Product: fasciclin-1
Exons: 15
Coding region: 220-2361 (713 amino acids)
Source: RefSeq, a predicted model, not a curated record